GCUGCGUUACGAGAGGCAGAUCACAGAGUUGCUUGUUGUUAUUCUCGAGCUGAACAGAAAGAUCGACAGACUGACUCUCACCCCCAGCAGGGAAGACGAUGAGUAUCUGGAAACUUGUUCUGAUCUCAGUGACAACCAAUACCCAGAGACCAGGGUGUGUCGAUUUCCAGACCAGGGUCACUCCACAGAUUCCAGUUGCCCAGGGCAGCCUUGUCCAACCUCAAUGCUAACAGGUGAGCCCUGCGACCUUUUGCGGACGCUGCACCAGGUGCUGACGGAAAUCGAGGACACAGUGCGCACGCAGAAAGCCGAAAUCCCACACUGUGGUGAUGGCUCUGAGGAAGAGGAGGCUGCACUUGCACGCUGGGAGCUGGUCACUCAAACGAUUGAGGAGGUAGAGCGGGAGCUGGACGUUGACCUAACCCCAGAGCUACGAGAGGAGAGGAAGCAGUGGGAGGUGGACAUGGAGUGCCUGAGGGAGAAGAACCAGCGACUCAGAGAGCAGCUCCACGGGAAGGAUCAAGAGCUGCGGUCUGCUAUGGUAGCUGUUGGCAGGAUUCAACGGGAGAGGGACAAGCUCCGGCUAAAGGCUGAUGAAUUGCUGUCGUGUCUCCAUAAUGUGCAGCAGAGUGAGAGAGACCCUUCACCUCCCAGUGUUGUGGACAGAGCCGGAUCCGACACCAUCGGCAAUGAGAUUGAGGCUUCAGUGAGCAAAGAUCCUGGCUUUGUCCUUGAACAAUUGAUGCAGUCAUUCCAGGAUAGUUCCAGCAUCCAGGGGUUUUCCCGAUUCUUUCAGGUGCAUGAAUCCAAUGUGAUUGGAGUCAAGAUUCAAGAUUCAGAAAUGGAAGCAGAUCAGCUAAGAAAUUCCAUCGAUGAGUGGAAGGAACGCAACAACCUGCUGUCCAGGGUCCUGCAGGAGUGCAAGGGAGACUGCGAGCGGCUGAGUAUGUUACUGGGCAAGCACGAAUCCAACAGCACUGCACUGCACCUCGCUCUACAGUACAGUGAGGACUGCAUUGAGGCCUAUGGAAAACUUCUGGUCAGGGCUGAAACCACAGGAAGACAACCGGAUGCAGGGGAGCCAGAGGUUGACAGCAGUGUUGCCCAGCUGAGGGGAGACAUUGCGAGACUGAGGCAGGGCUACGCUGCCAUGAAACGGACCAUCCUCAAUCUGGGGGACAUUUCACCAGACCUGAAGCGCUACCAGCAAAGUGAGGCCGGGCCUGGAAGCUGUGGGAUCAUGCCAGUGGUGCAGGAUCUGGCCUUGCCUGGGUUCACCUCACGUUCCCCUGGGAUGCUUCAGCGACUAAGCAGAGGGAAGAAAGAACUGCAGCAAGAUCUCGUGACUGUCAGGGAAGAUAUGUCCUGGUUGAAAAGUCAGCUGAGUUGGAUGAAGAAGGAGAAGAAAGGUUUGGAGCAGAAGCUACAAUCUCAAGAGCCUCGGGACGAAGCCAUAAACCUUCUACUCACACAUUGGCAAGAACAACGGGACGGGUGGCUGCGGGAGGACCCUAGAACAGACCUUGUCAGGCAGGAAACCAAAUCAGCAUCCAAAUCAACAAUGUGCAAUGAGCAGCUGGUGUCUGAAGUCACAACGGUCUCCACACGAGAAAAACAACUAAGAGAUCAUAUCGAGGAGUUGGCUACAUCACUGGGGAGGCUAAUAGAAAACAACAACAACCAAAAGUAUCGGUCUGAGGAAUUGGCUACUGAGCUGAGGAAAACACACAGCAACUUGUGCACAGCCUUCAGAAGCACCAAGAAGAAGUACGAGAAUCAGCUGAGCAAACUGGAGUCACAGGUGGAUGCCAUGUCUGAGCGCCAGGCUGCCCAGCUUCAGCUGCUGGAGCAGAGACUGAUGAGGCUUCAACAGAAGCUGGACCACAACAAUGGCACACGGUUGUAGCUGGGAUCCAAAGACCACACCUCGGCCACUGGGAAAUCUCUGAGCCUAGGACCUUGCACGCAGAAAAGUCUGACUAUUUUAAUAUACUGUGCCGUCAGCAGAUUCCAUGGGAGAAUGACGUCCAUAGGUCUGGUGGGAUAUUCAAUGAGUGGGUUGAGUUUGAGUAUCUCUGGGAGGAGUGUAUUGCUAGUCUUGGGGAUCAGAUUCAAGGGGUGGGUGGAAUUUGCGAUGGGACGUAUCCUUGUCUGUGGAGAAUAUUCAAUAGGUUGGUGGAGUCCAUGUUAGGGAAGAGGGUUCAUGGGCUGUGGAUUGUCCAUGAAGAGCAACAUAAAAUGGAGAAGAAUUAAAAAAUAGAAAAUGAUGGAUAUACUCAGAGGGUUUAGCAGCCUUGGUGGAGAGUUAACAUUUCAGGACGGUGGCUUUUCAUCUGAACUGGGAAAUGACAGCUUUAAUACGCUAACUGAUCUUUCCCUAAUCCAUGUAUUCCCUAAGCACAGUCACUUAGAGUCAUAGACCACUACAACACAAAAACAGGCCCUUGGCCCAUUUACUCCAUGUCGGCCUGGUUUUCUGCCUAGUCCCAUCUACCUGCACCCGGACCAUAGCCCUCCAUACCUCUCUCAUUCAUGUACCUAUCCAAACUUCUCUUAAAUAUUACAAUUGAACCUGCAUCCACCACUUCCGCUGGUAGCUUGUUCCACACUCGCACCACCCUCUGAGUGAAGUAGUUCCCCCUCGGAUUCUCCUUAAAUAUUUCACCCUUCACCCUAAACCUAUGACCUCUAGUUCUAGUCUCACCCAACCCGAGGAGAAAAAGCCUGCAUGCAUUCACCCUAUCUAUACACCUCAUAAUUUUGUAUACUUCUGUAAGAUCUCCCCUCAUUCUCCUGUGCUUCAGGGAAUAAAGUCCCAACCUAUCCUUCUAACUCAGGUCUUCAAGUCCUGGCAACAUCUGUAUAAAUUUUCUCUGCACUCUUUCAAGCUUAUUGAUAUCUUUCCUGUAGGUGGGUGACCAGAACUACACACAAUACUCACCAACGUCUUAUACAACUUCAACAUAACAUUCCAACUCCUAUACUCAAUGCCCUGAUUUAUGAAGGCCAAUGUGCCAAAAGCUCUCUUUAUGACCCUAUCUACCUGCAAUGCACUUUCAAGGAAUUAUGGAUCUGUAUUCCCAGGUCCCUUCGUUCUACCUCAGAGCCCUACCAUUCACUGUGCAAGUCUUACCCUGGUUUGUCCUCCCAAAGUGCAUCACCUCACACUUGUCUGCAUUAAAUUCCAUCUGCCAUUUUUCAGCCCAUUUUCCCAGCUGGUCCAGACCAUUUUGCGAACUUUGAUAGCCUUUCUCACUGUCCACUAUGCCCCCAAUCUGGAUCUGCAAAUUUGCUGAUCCAGUUUACCACAUUAUCACCUAAAUCACUAAUAUAGAUGAUAAACAACAACAGGUCCAGCGCUGAUCCCUGCAGCACACCACUAGUCUCAGUCCUCCAAUCGGAGAGGCAAAUUUCUACUACCACUCUCUGGCUUCUCCCGUUAGGCCAACGUUAAAUCCAAUUGACUACUUCAUCCUGAAUGCCAAGUGACUUAACCUUCUGGAGCAGCCUUCCAUUCGGGACUUUGUCAAAGGCCUUGCUAAAGUCCAUGUAGACAACAUCCACCGCCUUCCCUUCAUCAACCUUCCUGGUAACCUCUUCGAAUAACUUUAUAAGAUUGGUUAUGGGGGGCAAAUCAAUUUCAGGAAAAGUUCCACUCACCAGCUAUGCCUCCAAUCUGUCAGCCUUAGUCUUGAACAAUGUUGAUUCUGUACAAUUGUUUCACUUCACUGUGUCAAUUUGCCACCAUCUUGGUCAGGACUGGGAAACUCUGGGACAGACCAUGUGAUGUCCUAUUUGUGGGGUCUUUCCCUGAAUUCUAACUGUCAAACUAAACCCUGCAAUGGGCAAACAUUUAUUUAAAUGCUUACAAUUUUUUAGAAAUUUAAUCCCAAAGGGGAGAGAAAUAAAUGUAACACAAGCACUGCAAAUCGAGGGAUCUCCAGUUAUGCAGGAGGCACUUCUGUGAAACAAAGAGACAAAGAGUUAGGGUUGCCGCAUACGUUGAGAUGAAGGGGCACCUUUGAACAACACACUUUCUUUUCCUAGUUUUUCUUUUCUCUUUUUGCUUUAAUGUUUUUAUUUUGUAAAGGAGAAUUUAUAGGCUCUCACUGCGCAGAGAGAAAUUAUUCUGUCCAUUGUUCCUAUGCUGAUUCUAUGAAAAAGAUCUGUAACUCCACUCUCUGCUCCCUCCCUACAGCCCUCACGAUUUUCCCCUUCAAGAAUUUAUCCAGUUGCCUGUUGAAAGUUUUUGUUGGAACUGCAUCCACUGCCCUCUCAAGCAGUGCACUCUGACGACAAAAACCUGCUGUGUAAAACACUGCUCCUCCUCGCCAAUCCCUUUCAAUCUGUGUCCUCUGGUCACCAACCCUCCUAUCAAUGGAAACAGAUUCUCCUUGUUUACUCCAGUGAAUCCACAUUGAUGAUGUUCAGCACCUCGAUCAAAUCUCUUCUGGGCCAAUAAAUGAUCCCAGUUUAUUCCUUGUUCCACCAUGAAAGUAUCUGGAUGGUUAACUAAGACAGCUGCUACAUCUAAUGUUACGUUGCAAAAUAUCCCAAUAAAACAUAAUU
Pristis pectinata (smalltooth sawfish) is the source of this 4569-nucleotide messenger RNA. It is a transcript of the gene ushbp1, whose product is annotated as Usher syndrome 1C binding protein 1. Bases 224 to 1906 code for a protein of 560 amino acids. Lineage: Eukaryota; Metazoa; Chordata; Chondrichthyes; Rhinopristiformes; Pristidae. The record is from RefSeq and is a predicted model, not a curated record. The transcript has 13 exons.